CUUUGAUUCGGUUGUUUUCCUUCCUCUUUGCUCCGCCUCUUUUGCGUCAUCACAGGGGCACGCGGACAGGAGAUGCCGGAACUGCGCUGCUUCUGAAGGGAGUGUUGUGGGGAGGGGGCGGAAGGUGUACGCAAGAAGCGGCCAGGAAGAAGCCCCGGUGAGACCCCUCUCAGACCUUCUCAAGUCGCUUCACGGCAGCGCGGGGGGGAAAAGAGAGACGGGAACGCCGUUGUUAGUGGCUGGGGAGGAGCGAAGCGAAAAGAAGAGUCCCGGUGGCUGGCAAGAUGGACAGGGUUCUGAAGACCUGUGUUCUAAGAAGCAGUUACCUUCAGUGAAGAAGAAUUCCAGAGGAGAAAAGACAAUAUUUCCGAAGUAAUAUCCCUCUGCAGUUAGUAUCAUUGUUACAGCUUUGCAUCCCAGCCUGAAAUCAUCUUGCUCCCAAAAUGAAGAGGAUCAGGCAGUCUGUUAAAGCUGAAAAUCCAGUUCUUCAAACACUACAGGAAGCCAAAAAACAGAAAACUGGAUUCUACAGCUCAGUGUUUGACACAUCUCAAUUUUAUACUUUAAUGGACUGGGGAAGCCUUCCACACCAUGUAGUCUUGCAUAUAUUUCAGUUCCUGCCUCUUGUGGAUCGUGCUCGUGCAUCUUCAGUUUGCCGAAGAUGGAAUGAAGUGUUUCAUAUCCCUGAUCUUUGGAGAAAAUUUGAAUUUGAGCUUAAUCAACCUGCUACUUCAUACUUGAAGUCGACUCACCCAGAUCUUAUCCAACAGAUUAUUAAGAGACAUGCAGAUCACUUGCAGUAUGUCAGUUUCAAGGUUGACAGUAGUACAGAGUCUGCCGAAGCAGCAUGUGACAUCCUUUCUCAACUGGUAAACUGUUCUAUCAAGACACUUGGCUUAAUUUCAACAGCAAAGCCAAGUUUCAUGAACGUUUCCAAGGCUCACUUUGUAUCAGCACUGACAGUAGUAUUUGUCAAUUCAAAGUCAUUAUCUUCCAUAAAGAUUGAAGACACACCAGUGGAUGAUCCAUCCUUGAAGGUUCUUGUUGCUAACAAUAGUGAUACUUUAAAAUUGCUUAAAAUGAGCAGCUGUCCUCACGUGUCCCCUGCUGGAAUUCUCUGUGUUGCUGACCAGUGUCAUGGCCUUAGGGAGCUUGCUCUUAAUUACUACCUAUUAAGUGAUGAACUGCUGUUGGCUCUUUCAAGUGAGAAACAUGUUAAUCUUGAACAUCUCCGUAUAGAUGUUGUGAGUGAGAAUCCUGGACAGAUUGAAUUUCACACUAUCAAAAAACAAAGCUGGGACGCACUAAUUAAACACUCCCCCAAAGUCAAUAUUGUGAUGUACUUCUUCCUAUAUGAAGAAGAAUUUGAUGCAUUCUUCAGGGAGGAAACUCCGGUAACACAUCUUUAUUUUGGCCGUGCAGUAAGCAAAUCAAUGCUUGGCCGUAUUGGAAUGAACUGCCCAAGGCUCAUUGAAUUGGUGGUCUGUGCUAAUGGCCUUCAACCUUUAGAUGAUGAACUCAUUCGCAUUGCUGAACGCUGUAAGAAUCUAACUGCCAUGGGACUUGGUGAAUGUGAAGUUACCUGCCGAGGCUUCAUUGAGUUCGUAAAGAUGUGUGGAGGCAGGCUUACCCAGCUAUCUAUUAUGGAAGAAGUGCUUAUUCCAGACAACGACUACAAUCUGGAUCAGAUUCAUUCUGAAGUUUCAAAACACCUUGGAAGAAUGUGGUUCCCUGAUAUGAUGCCAACGUGGUAAAACAGUCCAUAGGACAACAGACCAAAAUGGUCAGAACUGGCUGUGCAGGAUGUUGCUUUCUAUGCAAAUAAGGAAUCGUACAUAUAUACAACACUGAAUUAUUUUCCUCUUUAAUUGCAUAGUGGCAGUGCUGUGCCACAUUUUUAAAAAAUGGAAUGGUGUAUACUGAACAGUGUACAAACUGAAAGUAUGUUUAUUAGGUAAUAAGUGCUUAGUUUAUUCUCCAGUUAAUAGGAGCAUUUUUAACUGAUUUGUGUUUAAUUGUUAAGCACUUGGUUUAGUACAAGGUACUACAGUACUAGUAUUUCUGGUGUGGCUAAACAGUUUGGCCUUCUUGGUAAACUUUGACUAAUGGGUGUCUGGAACUUGCUGUUUGUCCAGUUCUUUAUUAAUAAUAACUUUUAAAAGCAGUGAUCAUGUACAAACUUGUAAGCAGCUUAUAGUGUGACAUAUAUGUAUUAGUAUUUUGGCAAGUUAGGCUACAACAGGAGAACUUUGUAAAUGCAUUAUUUAUCACUGACAUGCUCUAGCAAGUUCUUAAGGUAUUCUGUGGAAACUUGUACAUAAAACAUAAUGUCUAUUAUAUAAACUAGAGUUUAUGGUAAUUCCAUUUAUGGGUGGACAGUGGUGCUGCAGUUAUCAGCUGUAGUGAACAUAGUCAGGACAAUCGAUGAACUAAGCCCAUCAUCCACCUAUGGAUGAUAGAGCAAAUGUUAUGUUGCGCCAGCUACUGUCGGUAACUUGAGCUGUAAGCAGAGCUUGCAGCAUAAAAACAGCAGGCUUUCUUUCUUCAAGCUUUUUCCAGUCCGACCUUUGUUACUUUGGUAACCACUGCUGCUAUUCUGCACCCACCUUCCACAACCCCGCCCUUCCAAAAUCUCUGUAGAGCAUUCCUGUUUAUGUACAAGGCUUGGGUAUAUACAUAAAAAUCAGAAGUGCGGGAGGAUGUAACAUUCUGCUCCAUCUGAUGUUGUACUUCUUAUUAGAUGUCAUGUCUCUCCAGGGUUUCUGAGUCUUCUGAUAAGAGACUGACCUCACUAAAUGCAUAAGAGUCUGUAGAGGCUGCUUUCUUUUUGGUAAAAUUGCCUCUAGUUAUUCCCUCUAACAAAUCUGUGUUUUCCAAGUGUUUAAGCAGCAAAUUAUAUCUGCUGGAAAACAGCAAUUCUCUCUCCAGCUAGUGCAACAAACAGUCUUUCUAAUAGUGGUUCAUAAUUUGGUUGUGUAACUGUUGCAGGCAGAUAAUGACUGUGGUCUCAUUUCUCAGUUCAAAUUUUGAAAUUGGCUUUUAAAGGUGUGGGAGCUUGAUUUUAGUUUUAAAAAGCAAGUGCUUCCUUGCAGUAUCAUUCUUUUCCCUUUUACCUCUCAGCACAGGAGUAUGCAUCUCCCGCAACUGUGUUCUUUAAAAAGUCUGAUAUACUUUGGCCUCUCAGCACAGCUGUUAUACUCUAUAUAUUUGUAGAAGUAUGGUUGCAGGGCCAGAGCUACCAUGAGUGCAGUGCAGCCCACUGCGCCUGCCAGCUCCAUGGCAGAAACCCUUUUUUAGAAAGUGGAGUAAUAGAAGAAAGCCCUCUUCUAGCAGGAAGUUUAACAAGUUGUCUACAUAUGCUAUAAAGCUAUUUCAGUUUCUGCCUGCUCUUGGGCAAGUACCGACUGAAAUGAGUUGUGUGAGGCCAGUUUAUAAAUUCAGUAAAACCAGGCAAUAAAGUCAUCUUGGAUUAUACCUCUUGAGGCUGGAGCUGGUAAUUUGUAUGUUUUAAUGCUGCUCCAUGAAAAGUACUUCUGCAUGUUGAAAACUAGCAUGUCUAGGGAAAGGGUUUAGUCUGUGUUCGCCACUGGGCAUGCUGUUUUUCUAUGUGGAGGUAAUUGGCUUUCAGGGUAGAGCUCAAACUCUUCUCCCCCUGCCCUCCCCAGUAGUGUUCCUUGAUUUCAGUGAAUAUAUGAGUAAGUCCAGAAAUUCAAACGGACAUGGCUCCAGAAUGCAGUAUAUCAAUCUUUCCUCUCCAUCUUUUGCUGUGGAUCUGUUUAAGAAAUAAGCAGAUGGCAAACCUUAUAUUGUUGGUCUUAUUCAAGAAUGUGUGGUGUUUGGGAAGGGCAGUGCUUUUGACGAACUGUUAUUUUUGGCCUGCAGAUGAGCUUCCUGAUAGAGCAGGUACAUUCUUCCAGCUAAACCUAUGCUACAUGUCCCCAGAAAGCAGUAUUGUAUGUGGCAGGUUGAUCCUAUAAAUUGGAGCAUGGGUCAUGUUCUAGAUCAGAGAUAGCAAGACAUAUAUGUUUGCUUAUUUGGGACUUAAGCUCCAUUCAAUUUGGUGAGACAUAGUCAGACUAAACAUACAUGGAAUAUGACCUACAUGACUAGGAGUCAGGCUGACAGCUGGGAUUCUAGCCUGCUGGCUUAGUUUUAUGAAUAUUCUCUACACUUCGCUUUAAGCAUAAAACUCAACUGUGAACCUCUAGCAUUGAUGGGAACCAGUUCUCAUUUACAUUGAGCAGAAUUCUAGCUGGAUGUUCCAUCGGUGAGCAAGCAAGGAUCAACAGCUUAAAUGGGAGUUUGAAAGUAUUAAAUGAUCCAUUAACACACACAAAUGAUCCACUAGCAAAAAAGAGAGGGAGAAGGCAAGCCUAUUCUUCAUUUAGGGCAGGAUUUUAGUACAGAUCUUGUUUCAGGGUUUUGUUUGUGAUCAGUUCAUAUGCACAUGUGUAGUUCAGUUUUAGAUCUUAGAAAAACAAAUUGGAGAUGGCAAAAAUCCUACAAUAAAUGAGCCAAUUCUCUUAGUUUAGAAUAAGCUAUGCAGUCUAAAGAACAGUACUGAUCUCAUUGCUGCAAAUUGCAGGGAUGUUUUUAAAACUUUAAAAAUUGAUUUAGUGAGGUAUAGUUUGAAAACCAGCUGAAGCUUGGGAAAUAGGACUUUCCGUAGUAGGAGGCACAGCUUUGUCCAGAGUCUUGAUGCUGGUGAGUAAAUCACAUAUAACAGCAACUGUCUCUAUUUGGUUGCCACAGUGAAGGCAAGGACUUGUUCUUAAAUAAAACAACAAACACGCACAUACUUUAGCAGUUCUCCAAAAUUCUUAUUGAAGCCAUCUGUAUAUAAUUAUUUGAAUUGGAAAGUUAAAACAGAUCAAACUUUGGGGAUGUUUAAAACAAAACCCAACCAGAACUAUCGCUGUGAUAAUCCCUACUUUUCUACUGCCCAGUUGUGUUUUGACAGAAGCAUAAUAUUGUGAAUAAGAUUUACUUCAAAACUUGAUGUACAGUAUAAAAAUAAAGAACAUGGAGAUGAGAA
This is a messenger RNA of Hemicordylus capensis (graceful crag lizard), 5035 nucleotides long. RefSeq names its product F-box/LRR-repeat protein 21-like. The transcript is spliced from 6 exons. Bases 444 to 1754 code for a protein of 436 amino acids. Gene Ontology annotation, biological process: entrainment of circadian clock by photoperiod; SCF-dependent proteasomal ubiquitin-dependent protein catabolic process; G2/M transition of mitotic cell cycle. Gene Ontology annotation, cellular component: SCF ubiquitin ligase complex; nucleus; cytosol. Gene Ontology annotation, molecular function: protein binding. The record is from RefSeq and is a predicted model, not a curated record. NCBI's taxonomy places the organism in Eukaryota, Metazoa, Chordata, Lepidosauria, Squamata, Cordylidae.